GGAAGUGACGUCCUUUGGAGGCGCCGCGCUCGGGCUCUUCCUUCCGGCCGCGGCUUGGGCUGCAGUGCUGACUGCGAGGGACUAGGCCCCGCUGCCGCCAUGAACAGCGUCGGCGAGGCUUGUACGGAGCUGAAGCGGGAGUACGACCAGUGCUUCAACCGCUGGUUCGCCGAGAAGUUCCUGAAGGGCGAGGCCCGAGGAGGAGGAGGCGAAGGCGGCGACCGCGACCCCUGCCUCCAGCUCUUCAAGCGCUACCAGCUCUGCGUCCAGAAAGCUAUUAAAGAGAAAGAGAUACCUAUCGAAGGGCUGGAGUUCAUGGGCCCCAGCAAAGGAAAGUCUGAGAACUCUUCUUGACCACCAUGGCUUCUGAAGAAUGAUCUUUUGAACGCUGAAAGACAGGCAAGCUUAGUUGGCUGGUAUCCACAGGAUCGGACUAGCUGUGCUUUUGGAGCAGAUGACAAACCGAGAUCCAAAGACUCUUCUCCGCCACAGUAUCUAUCUCAAAUCUAGUAGCUGCGUUUCCAUGUUUAAGGACAACUGGGGAUGGGUUUUAACAUGUGUGUAUGUACUGAUGGCUCUUUCAGAUCUUCGGUUGAAUGUAUUUCUAAUACCUUAAUCAGGGAGAACUGUACGUCCGGCUUAUGAUCUUAUUUAUGGAAGCUGAACAGUACUGUUAAAACGAAUGUCAUGGGCUCUGAUUGGUACAUUAAUUGAUAUGUUCGGUUUCCAUAAGUCUCUCCUGUCACUCAGGACCACUUCAAAAAAAGGCUGCAGUGGCACUCUUACCUUAUUUAGGGAUAAAAAAUGCAGCAUUCAAGGAGAAUUGUGCUUCAGAGAUAUUGUGCCCUUUGUGCAGAAGACGGUAUUCUGCUGCGCAUGCUUGUUGUUAUAUAAACGUAGUGUUUCUUUGCACUAAGGCGACAGAGCAAAAGCCACUCAAAACUAGGAAGCCCCAAGCUGGUGCGAGAGCUUUGCAUGCACCACCUUGGUUUUUUCACUUGCAGUGUCUUGUGAGAGACUAAACCUUCAUAUCUAUUUGCAUCCAGCCAUGUCAUUGAUAAAGGCCUGGCUUUUGCAGCCAGAACUGGUCUUAGGUCGAGCACUAAUAUGAGGGGUGACCUUCUGUCACGUUGAUGUUCUUGUGGAGGCACCCAUCUUGGUGCGCUUUAGAUUCUGUAACACAGAACCCAGAGGACCCUAUCAAGAAGGCUGUUUGCUGUUGCUUGGGCCUUGCCAGCAAAUUCUGUUUUAUAGAAAAAGCAGUUUUGAAGGAAGCACUUUAUGGAAAGCUGACCUUUGGAGGGGCAGAAACGCUAGCUUAAUUUGGAGAAACAAACCCACCUGCCCUGGUGGUGUGGUGCUAAAGCACAGCCAAGGACUUGCAGUGCGUGAAUAGGUCUGGCAUCAACAUGUAGUAGUCCAGCUGGGCAUGUCCAGGACCCAUGACCACCAUAAUUUAUACCUUUAAUGUACAUAAUCUUCCUGGCAACCUCUGGGCCCAACCUUGCUCUACUGUAGCAACCCACCUGAAAUGUUACACUGGGGCUCAGAGGCAUGAGAUGGGGGAGAUGGCAAUUGAAGCCACCAGCCUUGGCACUUUGCUCACUGUUAAGCUCAGCUGUGCCCUACAUAUCUUCUCCAAAGUGCUGCCCUGGGGGAGCUGCUAACAAACUUACUAGACACAGGUAGUAGAGUGCUCAGAUUUCAAGACCCAACACUGGGAGGCAGCCAUCCCAAUUGCUAGUGGGGAGGGGAUGGCGAGUCCCUUCUCCAACCAAGCUUGUGCAGAACUUAGCUACCUGUACUUCAAAGAGAAGAAAAAGGCUCCUUGAUUGUGGUUGCUGCUGUAAAAGUUUCUUACCACAGGAAGUGCCUUAUAUCCGAUCACUCUGUAUAUGUGUGCAUGUUCCGCUAUGGGCAAUAAUAGGAAUUGAAUUAGACAAAUAAAAUGUAGAACUGCA
This is a messenger RNA of Sceloporus undulatus (fence lizard), 1961 nucleotides long. It is a transcript of the gene TRIAP1, whose product is annotated as TP53 regulated inhibitor of apoptosis 1. The transcript is spliced from 2 exons. Lineage: Eukaryota; Metazoa; Chordata; Lepidosauria; Squamata; Phrynosomatidae. The record is from RefSeq and is a predicted model, not a curated record. Bases 100 to 354 code for a protein of 84 amino acids.